GGAGAGGUGAUUGAUGUCCAGAACUUAGACAAUUUCUAGCAAGCGAAGGGAUUGAGCUCACAGAAGAAGAAAUGAAGGAGUUGAUGCCUCAUUUGACAUUUAACGGAAAUGGAAAGAUUAAUGUUAAUUCAAUAAUGGAGGGCCUGAAGAAGUUUAAACCAAAAGGAAUGGUGACUCUGCAUAAGUUGAAAACUGCAAAUGAUAUUAAAGACAGAGUCACUGGCCACAUGGCAGUUUCAGAAAUUAAACCAAAACUUAAGCUGAAUCCUCUAACAAAAGUACCCAUCUCCCACAAUAAAAGGGAUAGAGACUUACCAGGAUCUCUUCAAUGCCAAUUACAACACAAAGAAAAGAAGCUAAGUGCUUCACAAAUGGCAGCUUUCCAAGAUGCCUACAACUUCUUCUACAAGGACAAAACUGGCUGUAUUGAUUUCCAUGGACUGAUGUGCACUGUAGCUAAGCUGGGAAUGAAUCUGACCAAGCAUGAUGUCUAUAAUGAAUUGAAAUGUGCUGAUAUUGAUCGAGAUGGGAAGGUGAACUUCUCAGACUUUAUCAAGGUUCUAACAGAUAAGAAUCUCUUCCUCAAGGCAGUGGUUCCAGAAAAGGAGACCUGUUUAGAUUUGGCUGGCAACCCAGGAAUCCUAUUGUUUGAAAUCCUAUCAAGGCUUCUAGAGACUUCAGCCCUACCCAGAAAGUCUAUAAUAGAAAUAGUAAGCUAUUUCCAAAGAAAAUUCCAGCAUACUGGCCCAGGAAUGUUGUGGAGUCCCUACACUAUGGGCUAUGGAAAAAGGACACUUAAGCCAGACAUAUGCACACCUCCAAGCUCAAGCAUGGCUGCCUUUGCUAAUGCUGCCCGGAUUGCAAUAAUGAAAGAAAAGGAUUUAUUUAAAUUUCUUGAAGAGCUCAAGAGAUGCAAUUCCGGUUCAGAUAGCCCAUAUUCAAAAAUACCCAUCUUUCCAUUGUUCCCUAAUGUGGAUGGGGUGGUGAUGGGAAAGCCAUUCAAAGACAUGCAGAAAUUAGAGAUGCUAAGAAUAAAGGAGCCUUUGCAUUUCUUUGAGGAUUAUUUUUUCCAUAAAAGAGACUGGAAAACACAGGCAGCAAAUAUAAAGUCUAUGGACCCUGCCUCAGGUUAUUCAAAUAACAUCUUCACCAUUGAUCAAAUGCUCAAGAAAAAGCAGACUUGUACAGUGGCCGAUGCAACUGCUAUUAAACAACAUGUGAAGAGAGCUACUGAUACCUAUAAUUUAGGAAUUGCCCUUGAACACCGAAAAGAGAUGCUAAACCUCUGGCAGAAGAUCCGAGGGGAUUUGAUUGGGAUGGACUCUAGAAAUGAGUCCUUUUAUGACACCUUUUCUACUUAUACAUGGUCCUGGAAUGUUUGCCAAGAAUUACUUUCUCCUAAGGACUUAAGGUUAUAUGAUGCCUAUGUGAAUAGAAAUUCCUCCCAUAACUCCAGAUCCUCUUCCUCAUCAGAUACCAGUGAAUGUUACACAGACUCAGGAAGAAAAAGAAAACGGAAAGGUUUAAAGGGAUUUCAACAAUGAAAUUUCUACAUUUUCUAAACAGCUCAUCACAAACUACUUUUUCAUAGUUAUCAAAAUUAUUGUUUCUUGCUUUUGUCUAAGUACAUUCUUAGAAGCUGGAAAUUUUGACAUCUUUUGGAUUCUGACCAGUAAAAAAGUUUAAGUCAUAAAA
Messenger RNA from Homo sapiens (human), 1695 nucleotides. It is a transcript of the gene EFCAB3, whose product is annotated as EF-hand calcium binding domain 3. The coding region runs from base 72 to 1544 and encodes 490 amino acids. The transcript is spliced from 12 exons. Gene Ontology annotation, molecular function: calcium ion binding. The record is from RefSeq and is marked validated. NCBI's taxonomy places the organism in Eukaryota, Metazoa, Chordata, Mammalia, Primates, Hominidae.